This is a messenger RNA of Chaetomium fimeti, 1126 nucleotides long. RefSeq names its product thioredoxin-like protein. NCBI's taxonomy places the organism in Eukaryota, Fungi, Ascomycota, Sordariomycetes, Sordariales, Chaetomiaceae. The record is from RefSeq and is a predicted model, not a curated record. Bases 350 to 1126 code for a protein of 258 amino acids. The transcript has a single exon.
GGGCAGCCAACUUCUUGUGCCUCCGAAGCGGCCAGCAAAGGAUCCUGAGUACUAGGUAAUGACAAAUCAUUAAGCCACACGCGGUUGUUUGCAGUCCGCUUGACCAGGUUUCAGUGUGUGUGGGGCAGCCCUCGGUGAUGGAUGGCACAGUAAAUGUGCUUAGAGGGAGGAGACAGCGUAGCUGCUCUUCGGAGGAAAUGGACCAUGGAUAUAAAGCCCCCGAAAAGCCUACUUCCAACGCUGCUUCACUUCUACCAUCACAAUCAGCAUUCAAUCCAGCAAGCCCCUCUCUGCUUCUAUAAUCCAACCCUUAAACAAUCCCUUCAGAAAAUCACCGCGUCCAAGUGCAAUGGCUGCCAUCAUCCGCCAGAUUUUCCGUCGCAAGAAGGAGCCUCCUUUGGUCUGCUCGGUGAGCCUCGACGCCGACGUUCACAGUGAGCACAGACACACCGCUGCAUGCUUCGUCGACUUCGAGCCACUCGCCAUCGUCGAAUUCUUCCAGAGCCAGGGAUGCCUAUCCUGCCCCCCCGCUAUCCCGGCCAUCCUCGAGGGAGUCAACCAGCCGAACCUCCUGCUACUCUCAUACAACGUCACCAUUUUCGAUCAUCUCGGCUGGCCGGAUACACUGGCGAGCCCAAAGUGGGACGCACGUCAGCGCGCAUACGCGAAGCUAUGGGGGCGCAACAACCUUUAUACUCCCAUGGUCGUCGGGAAUGGCGUGACUGACGGACCAGGUGCUGGCGGCAGGCAGGAGAUCACGGACAUUGUCGCUCGUUCUCGGGAGACCAACAGAGAUUUGGGCUGGCAAGUCUAUGUCGACGUCAAUGACACGGACCUGAGAAUCGACUCGGAUAAGCAGGAAGGCGAGGUGGGCGUCUACGACAUCUUGCUUGCUAUCUACGACCCCAGAUUGGAAAAGAUCAAGAUCAAAAAAGGUCCGAAUAAAGGGAAGAAGCUUGAUCAUGUGAACGUUGUUACCGACCUAGUGAAGGUUGGGGAAUGGAGGGGUGGCAACACGACACUGCCCCUUCCAACAGCGAAGUCUGAUCUCCCCCCUGGGAAAGAAGCGGUUGUCAUGCUCCAAGCACCGGCGGGUGGGCACAUCCUGGCUGCGGCCAAACUGUAG